Messenger RNA from Owenia fusiformis, 1014 nucleotides. The record is from the annotation of a GenBank genome assembly. Lineage: Eukaryota; Metazoa; Annelida; Polychaeta; Sabellida; Oweniidae.
UUUAAGGAAUAAAUAAUGAUAGGCCAUUCAAUAUGGUGAAAUUCAGCACGAGUUGGACAGAAUGUUGUACAAAGCACGAACCGAAGGUGAGUGCAUUUGUACUAACAUUCUGUCCAACGAGUUGGACAGAAUGUUGUACAAAGCACGAACCGAAGGUGAGUGCAUUUGUACUAACAUUCUGUCCAACGAGUGCUGAAUUUCACCAUAUUGAAUGGCCUAUCAUUAUUUAUUCCGAUUCAAACAUAAAAAUUAGUAAAAGCCGUGUCUGUGGAACGGGCAUGAAGGAACAGCUAUCCCCGGACAGAGCCCCAGAUGUGCAGCUGAGAUGUGACGUCACUCAAAACAAUGCAAACUACAGAUUGAAUAGAGCAUGGUCGUGCAUCUAUGGAUAAUUCAAACAUGACCGUGCUCUAUUCGAAUUUCUCAACCAAUCAGAAUGCAGCAUAGCCAAUAUAGAACGUUCUCUAAUUCUCCAUAGAUGCACGACCAUGCUCUAUUCAAUCUGCAAUUUGCAUUGUUUUGAGUGACGUCACAUCUCAGCUGCACAUCUGGGGCUCUGUCCGGGGAUAGCUGUUCUUUUUUACUCCCUCCGUAACUACUGUAACUAUUGCAUACACUGUAUAAAAUCUAAAACGGGGAGUAAAAUAGAACAGCCCAAACAAAUUCUAAAAUUUUUCCGGCCGACUUCAGAAUCUUGACAGCAUGGGUAUUCUUCCUUCAUGCCCGUUCCACAGACACGGCUUUUACUAAUUUUUAUGUUUGAAUCGGAAUAAAUAAUGAUAGGCCAUUCAAUAUGGUGAAAUUCAGCACUCGUUGGACAGAAUGUUAGUACAAAUGCACUCACCUUCGGUUCGUGCUUUGUACAACAUUCUGUCCAACUCGUGCUGAAUUUCACCAUAUUGAAUGGCCUAUCAUUAUUUAUUCCUUAAUUAGAGAACGUUCUAUAUUGGCUAUGCUGCAUUCUGAUUGGUUGAGAAAUUCGAAUAGAGCACGGUCAUGUUUGAAUAAUUUAUA